Molecule: messenger RNA, 5482 nt
Organism: Hemicordylus capensis (graceful crag lizard)
Lineage: Eukaryota; Metazoa; Chordata; Lepidosauria; Squamata; Cordylidae
Gene: KLHL32
Product: kelch like family member 32
Exons: 12
Coding region: 747-2609 (620 amino acids)
Molecular function (GO): protein binding
Source: RefSeq, a predicted model, not a curated record
GCUCAAGACUCAAUACACGCAGGAGGCAGGUCCAGUAUGUGCAAAAGCGCAUGGCCGCCCAUUGUCUCUUUACUCAGGGCGCCGAGAGGGGAAAGCAACAGAUUGUGGGAGAGGCCAGGCGACGGACGGGGGACACAAGCAAGCUGACUGCCCCACUCCAGGCCGUCAACACCGAGAGGACCUUCUUCCCGCUUCGCUCCAAGCAGCGCGCAGGCUCCUCCUCCUGCAGGUGCGCUCGGCGUCCCCCGGCUUUGCUGUUGCUAACAAUGCGUUCCCGUCGCUCCUGCGCAGUCGCAAGAAGAGGAUCCGAAGAGCUGUGCCAGCCGCUGGGAGGAGGGCAGGGGAAACGGGGAAAGAAAAAAAGGCAAAGCAAGGAGCGAUCCUCCUCCUCCUCCGGCGCAGCCAGCCAGCCGAGUGCAUUCAGUGCCGAUCUGCCGAGCUUCUCUCCCUUUUUGGCUCGGUUUGCUUUUCUGCAAAGGCCAAGCAGUCCGGAACGGAAGGCAGAAAGCGGACCGCAGUGCUGGACUUGCUAGUGUCUCCUUGAGAGAAGUUUUCAUCUCUGAGUCUGUUUGCUCCUCUGGGGUACUAUAAUAAGGCACAGCACUGUCGGGACUGGGAUCCUUAUGUUGUUCAUGCUUGCAGUUUCGGCUCUCAUUAAUCCCCCUGCUUAUUUCUGAGCUGGGAUGUGUGCUGCUUUCUCUACAGGCUGUUAAGAAGCAAGAGGUUCAGAAGGGCAAAGCUGAAGGAUGCCGUCCGAGGUUUGCCUCAGCAUUCAAGAUAUGCUGACUGGUCAGAGGCUUUGCCAGUCCAGUUCUCAUAAUGAUGCUGUCUUGGCUGCUCUGAACCAACAAAGAAGUGAUGGGAUCCUCUGUGAUAUAACUCUUGUCGCAGAAGAGCAGAAAUUCCAUGCCCACAAGGCAGUCCUAGCAGCUUGCAGUGACUACUUCAGAGCAAUGUUCAGUCUUUGUAUGGUUGAAAGUGGAGCAGAUGAGGUGAAUUUACAUGGCAUCACAAGCAUAGGUUUAAAGCAAGCUCUGGACUUCGCAUACACUGGACAGGUUCUCCUGGAGCCAGAAGUUAUCCAGGAUGUGCUUGCUGCAGGCAGUCAUCUGCAGCUGCUGGAGAUGCUUAGUUUAUGUUCACACUAUCUCAUCCAGGAGUUAAAUAGCUUUAAUUACUUGGACCUGUAUAAGCUUGCUGACCUCUUUAACCUCACGAUGUUGGAAAAAGCUGUGAUCGACUUUUUAGUGAAACAUCUCUCCGAGCUGCUGAAGAAUCACCCUGAAGAGGUUCUAGCACUGCCAUACUGCCUCAUCCGAGAGGUUUUGAAGAGUGACCGACUCACAUCACUUAGCGAAGAGCAAAUCUGGCAGCUUGCCGUGACGUGGUUAGAACACAACUGCCGUUACCAGUACAUGGAUGAACUUCUUCAGUAUGUUCGGUUUGGGCUUAUGGAUGUGGAUACUUUGCAUACUGUAGCCCUCUCUCACCCUCUUGUCCAAGCUAGUGAAACUGCAACCGCCCUUAUAAACGAGGCCUUGGUAUACCAUCAGAGCAUCUAUGCACAACCCAUUUGGCAGACCAGAAGGACGAAACCUCGUUUCCAGUCAGACACUCUUUACAUUAUUGGUGGGAAGAAACGGGAGAUCUGCAAAGUGAAAGAGCUGCGUUACUUCAAUCCUGUGGACCAGGAGAAUGUUCAUAUAGCAGGAAUUGCAAACUGGAGCGAACUGGCUCCCAUGCCAACAGGAAGAAGCCACCACUGUGUAGCUGUAAUGGGAGACUUUCUCUUUGUGGCUGGUGGGGAAGCUGAGCAUGCCACUGGCCGCACCUGUGCAGUCCGGACUGCCUGCAGAUAUGAUCCACGUAACAAUUCUUGGGCUGAAAUAGCGCCAAUGAAGAAUUGUCGGGAACAUUUUGUGCUGGGAGCUGUGGAUGAAUACCUCUAUGCAGUUGGUGGCAGAAAUGAACUGCGUCAAGUUUUGCCUACAGUUGAGCGCUACUGUCCCAAGAAGAACAAAUGGACUUUUGUUCAGUCCUUUGACAGAUCUCUUUCCUGCCAUGCAGGAUAUGUUGUGGAUGGUCUUCUCUGGAUAUCAGGUGGAGUAACGAACACAGCACAGUAUCAGAACAGGCUAAUGGUGUAUGAUCCUACACAAAAUAAAUGGCUGAGCCGCAGCCCCAUGUUGCAGAGGAGAGUCUACCACUCCAUGGCGGCUGUUCAAAGGAAGCUCUAUGUUUUAGGCGGCAAUGACCUGGAUUAUAACAACGACCGGAUUCUUGUCCGCCACAUAGACGCCUAUAAUAUAGACUCUGACCAGUGGACUCGCUGCAGCUUCAGUAUGUUGACAGGCCAAAAUGAAUCUGGAGUUGCUGUCCACAAUGGCAGAAUAUAUUUAGUUGGUGGCUACUCAAUCUGGACAAAUGAACCCUCAGCAUGUAUCCAGGUGCUAGAUGUGAGUAAGGAAGGAAAAGAAGAAGUGUUCUACGGGCCUACCUUGCCUUUUGCUUCAAAUGGAAUAGCGGCCUGCUUCCUUCCGGCCCCAUACUCCACGUGCCCAAACUUGCAACCUUUGCAAGUGCCUCAUCACAAGAUAGGCACGAUGUGAGAAAGAGCGUGUGACUUACAAGAGAUCAUCACCCUCACUUUCCCCAAGUAUCUCUUUGAACCAAACAAAUGAAGAAGUGGUUGCAAAAUUCUUCCUUGUAUUAAAUACAGUAGAAGCCAAAAAGAAAAAUUGAGCAAGAGGGUUCAGAAUUAAACCUGACUCCAAUUCCUGUUUUCGAGUAGGGCUGGGCAUCUUUGUCUAGUAAGAUUUCUUAUCCAAGUAUUCUAGGAAAAUGUUCUGCAGCUUAUCUGGUCUCCUGUUUCUCAAGAUGGACUAUGCCUCUGGAUUUCUAGAAGUGCUUUUCUCACACACACACACACACACACACACACACACACACACACACACACACACACACACCAUGUCAGUAAGGGCACUACUACAUAUGCAAAUUAAUAUCUUUUGCAAAAAAGAUACUAAAUUAUUUUGCUUCCACACUUAGUUGCUAUUAACAUUCACAUUAGAUACUGUGAACCAAGAACAAAAAUAUUUCCAUUGGAGAUGUGCAAGAGAGACUUUUUCUGCCUUUAAGGACACUGCUUCUCAGACGCUGAGAUACAGCUGAAGUGAACUUGGACUCCCUAAAGACCUGAAAAUAUCAGCUUUUAUUUUGGUUGCUAGCCCAUAAGAUAAAAGAUGACUGUUUUCAGCAUAUUUCAUCUGCAGCUGUGAAAAAGGUGCUCUUUAUAAUCGUCGGACAAGUGGGUGUGCUUCACAUUUGCCUCAUGAAUUGGAGGGGACUGAAGGCUGCACAAAAGACUAAUGUAGUCAUAUUUGCUACUGAUGGUGCAGAAAAGGUAGAUAUGGACCCAUUUCCAGAAGGGAGGGCAAGGGAGAAAUAGAGGCAAAUUAGAGAGUGCAGUAAAUUCUUGCCUUAGCGUUCAAGAUUGUUAUGUUUUAGAAGGAAAUGGAAUUAAAACAUGACUUGCCAGUCAUAAAGUGGAGGUUGUUGGUCAUCUUGUGCAAAAGUCCUUACAUCUGUGUACACAUCCAAAGUAGUUUUUUAAAACCUGAAUUGUUUAACUCCUAGACUCUCAUUUGGCAAAAGCUGUAAAUAAAAUAAUGCAGUCCAAUAUCUAAAUGUCAUUCUGAAAUUUAGAGUAUAUUCUGACAACACCAGUGCUGGAAGCUUUGACUAGGACAACAUAAUAUAAAAGUGUUUCCAAUAUGUUGGCAAGCUUUUUUUAGAGGAAGAUGUUUGCUUCAAGUUAGUGAAAUUGAUUGUUGCCUAUUCCAUCUUUGUACUGAAUAUCUGACUCUAGACAAUUUUGAAUCAAUCACUAUAAUGCUUUGCUAUUAGCUCACACAUUUACUACUAAAGUGUAUGAAGCACUCCUGAAUUUUCUUCUGUGAAAGAAUAUAGCAAGCAACUUUUUCAUCCCUUUUUUCAUAAUUUGGGAUUUCUGAUGCUUUGAACAAGAGAGCUCGGUACAAAAUAGGAACAGUUAGGCCACAGUGCCAGUGAAGCUGUGGGAAAUCUUGCCCUUCAGGUUUGAGGAAAAAGAGGAAAUCCUCCUUGGAUCAUUUGGGACAACAAUCUUCACCAUUUCCCAAGCAGGACUACUUUGGCAAAAACCUGUAAAUGUGAACGCCACUUGCCAGCAGCUGACCUCUGCUCAGUGCUAGGUUUCACUCAGCAUUAGAGAGAGGCCCUUUAAGAGACAUGGAGACUUGUCAAGCCCCAGUGAAAUCAGGGAAGGCACACACUGGGAAAUGCAGUCCUUCCCUGCUCUUUCCAUAAAGCUCUAUGGUGAGCAAGAGCUGGGAAAGAUUACACUUCCCAGUGCUCUGUGCUCAUCUUCCAAGAUGGUAUUGCAGCUCAGGAGGACUCUCUUGGUUUCCUUUCAGGGAGCUCCACCAGCACUGGACAAAAACACCUUCAUGCGGUGCCACACGCCUGUGCAGCUAUUAGGCCUGUGUGGCGAUUCAACAGGCGUAAUGUGAAUAAAUAGGCAGGGAGCUGUGCUUAAGGUUGUGGGAGUCACCUCUGGCUUGCUGCAAGGACUGGCUUCGGAAGUUCCCUUUGCAUUCAGUGGCCAAUAUAUGCCCUUCAACUUCCCAUUCUCCUGCUUUAGAGCACAACUGGAAGCGCAAGAAGCUACAACAUUGCCAAAGUAGAUUCCCCUUGUUGUCUGAAACCCACUCUUUAGUUUGUACUAGUUCUACACAUCAGUCUGAUGGUCAGAGCAAAUGCCAUGUGGCCAGUAGGCUUUGGCUGGGCUGAGGACACUUGAGAUCCCAAAGUGUCCUUAACACAGACCUUUACCCAGAAACACCCUCAGAAGCAUAAUACAUUUUGUAACUGGCAAUCCACCCAGAACCUUUCCCCAUUCUGGAAUCUGUUAAAAGCAAGCAACAACAGUGGCUGCUACUUAGACGAAACAGCCAAACCAAAAUAUCAUUGCCUCUUCAAGAAACAGGCCCGUCCUUUUCACAAGUUUUGCGGGGAGCCUGUAAGAGAUGGGACUGAGUAUAUCACUGGAGAACUAAUUACCCAUGAAUCCCAGGCACUAAGAUUUCUGCAGCUAUUACUGUACAGCUUUGUAUCAUGCCCAGUUAAUGAAAUUAUUAGCAAGUCCCAAUUCCCACUGCUCAACAUGGACUAUUAUUUAAUAUUAGCUUCAGACAUGCAGCUAUCGUAAGAACUUUAGUUUAAAACAUUUAGAUAUUGAAGGGAAUUGCACAUCUUGAAGAUCAAAACUGAAGCAGCUCAUCUCAUCUGCAAUGACUAUGGAGCCGCUUUGUUUUGUUCAACAUAAGCUCCAAGGGGCUCAUGUGUGUAUAAGUUAAUACCCCCAGAAGCUCAUAUGGUGUGCCUCCAUUCUACAUUACAGGCAUAUAUACAGUUUACAAUUAAAAAAUAUUUAAAUGUG